Messenger RNA from Brassica napus (rape), 6470 nucleotides. RefSeq names its product probable aspartic proteinase GIP2. Lineage: Eukaryota; Viridiplantae; Streptophyta; Magnoliopsida; Brassicales; Brassicaceae. Gene Ontology annotation, molecular function: aspartic-type endopeptidase activity. Bases 3922 to 5235 code for a protein of 437 amino acids. The record is from RefSeq and is a predicted model, not a curated record. The transcript has 2 exons. Gene Ontology annotation, biological process: proteolysis.
UUUUAUUUGUUUCAUUAUUUUAUUCUUCGUUCCGUUUGUAAAGUAAGGUUAUAAUAAAUUCAACUCUAUUAUGGAGUUAUUUAAUUUUUAAAAUAAAAUUAGAAUUUUACAUUGGAAUCCAACGCUUUUAUUAAAUUGUUUCAAUUAUCAGUUUUAUUGUCUGUAUUAUUUUAUCUGAUUCCACACAUAAAAUAUUGAUUUUAAAUUGUUCUAUAAGUCGGGUGAUAUUUGCAUCUUCGCGUUUUCGCUUAACCUUAAUUCACAUAGUUCAAAAUCAAAUCAAUAGCGGGAACGAAAACACACAACAAUUAACGGCUUGUAUUAAAUUGUUCAAGAAAAAAAUGGCAGGGAAUAAGAGUGAAUAUGCCAUAUUCCUUGUAUAAAUUUGUAUUAUUAUUUAGUUUGUUAUGUCAGUCUCAGUUCACGUUUUUUUUCUUCUUAGAAGUCUCAAUUCACGUUGAUAUUCAAAAUCUCUGACGUGUUCCUAAACUACUAAAUCCAAGCGAUUUGUUCGUAUAAAAUCAAACUAAAUGACUGUGAAGUGUGAACAUAGCUGGACUAAUUAAAGACUGUACUUCAAUUUCUGGAUACAUGUACACUACAUUUUUACUCAUUAACGUGCAUUCGUAAUCGUCGAAUUUAAGUGUGCAUGUAUCUGUAAGGGGUGUGCUAGCGACAAAAACAUGUGUAAUAUAUAAGAGAGUUGAAGGAAUCAAGCAACAUGACACGAAGGAGGGUCGCGGCUCACGGGUUUAAGGAAAACUUAAAAUACUAAGCAAUUUCGAUAAAUAUAUGCAAUAUUGAGAGGCGCUGAGAUAUUUUAGUGAGUCAACAUGUAGAUAAAAAUAAGCUUUUUUCAGAAAAAAAACAUGUAGAUAAAAAUAAUGUUUAUUUAAUUAUUUUGACAACCCAUAAUGUCGCCACAGUUUUUUUCUUUUACAACUAAUAAUUUGUUUUUUAUAUAAAAUACACUGUUAUGUAUAGGUGUGUGUAAAUUAAUGUAUAGUGCAAAGAUGAUCAAUUAUCAUAUGAUCCAAAAGAAGCUUAUCAGAAAAGACUUGUCCUUAUAAUGCAUACGAUCGAUUCAACAAAGUGGUGGAAUUUUGGUCGAUACCAAUCCUUUCAUUUAUCUUGUUUCUUCUGAUUUGUUUUUUAUAUAUUUGUUACAAGUAUACGAAUUGAAAUUGUUGUAUUCGAGCGCCAGACAUGUUUCUGAUAGCACCACGUCGUGAAAGAUAGGAUAACAUUUAUCUAACUAAACAAGACGGGUCUGAGCUCCAGCUCCAGCUCCACUUCACCAAUUCUCAUCAAAUAUCUUGCAUUUUUUUUUGUAUAAUUGUUAUUUUUGUUAAUUAUAUAUACCCACCCCAAUUAUGCCUCUCUAGCCAUUCAUUAUGAGUAUAUAGAUAGCUUAUCUAUUCGUGUAGUUCUGUACCCAUGUAAAAGAACAAUUAUUCUGUUCCUGCACCUAAAAUCAUGUAAAAUUCUACUGAAAAUAUUACGUUAUUUUAUUUCAGAAUAUUAAUAUCUAAAUAGAGUAUAUACAUUUUAUUUUUAUUUUUAUUUUCCUUUCCUUUACAUACAAAAAGCUCUAAAACACUGCGGUUAAUUUUCAAAAUAUGAUAAAUGACAAACAUAAGUUUCUAAGUAACACCAUUAACAAACUGGCCAAAGAAAUAUACGGAAAAUGAUCAACUAAGUUGCGGCUAGAACUUUGAAUUAUACAGGUAUUCUCUUAGUGUAGAUUUACAAACAAUUACACCAAACUAAAAAGAAUCAGAUGAUGGUAAUUCAAUUGAAAAUAUAUUGAAAACGUACGACGAACAUUCAAAAUAUAAAUAAUCAGAUUAAUGAGUUUCUUUAUCUGCAAUCAGACUAAUGAGUUAAGUACCAGUAGGAUUCCGUAGUGACAUAGUGUGCAGAGAAAAUGAUUUUAUUAAACAAAAAGAAGAAAAAUUAGUGAAGGUGUAUUGCUAAUUCCUAAGUUUGAACCCAACUCUAUAUUUGAUUAUUAACAUUAUUCCCAUGAAUUGUAUAACUAGCAAAAAUAUUUUUACCUGGACAAAGAAUUCAUCUUCACUGACUUCUAAGGUAUGUUGUUACACAUUCGCUUUGCCUCCGUAAAAAUUUAUUCCUCUCGCACUUUGUGAUCAGUGGUCCAAUGUCAAUCUCUAAUAAUAUUUACACAGAUAAAUAUCUUACAAUAAUACUACUAUAAAAUAAUUAAUAAUUUCUGGGUAAAAAUUCUAAAAUAGUUUCAAGCAAGUGAGCGCCACUUUUCUCCAUACUUCACAACACCCCACGCCUCAUUAUUACACCCCCUCUCUCUACAUACUUAGUACUUACCAACAUACUAAUUCGUAAUAGGUAGAUUUUAAUUUUCCUUAACCGGGCAAUUAAAGAGAAAGUACUUUAGAACCAAAACAAUCAAUUUAUCAGGAAAAUAAAUUAAGACAUCGGCGGAUGUGAACAAAAAAAGAAAAAAAAGUUACUGGGUACAAAUGUUUGGGCAUGUGAAGCAGUGUAGUAAAUAGGAGUUAGAUAAAGUGAUUGGUACGAAAUGUUCUAACUUCAAAAAGAGAGAUCACAGAGAAUCUGAGGACUGUAAUUGCACAAAACCCCUCGAUGGCUUUGUAUGAAAAGGACACCACCACAUAAAGAGACAGGAACAGCAAGUGGAUCAUGUGAGUGAUUGCACAACAUCAUCCAAUGGGUCAGUUUUAAAAAUUUGCUGGGAAAGUUAAUAAGUUAUACUUUUUUUGGAUCAAACUGGGGAAAGUUAUACUUGAUAACGUUUUUUAGUAGUUGUGUGUACACACUUCUUCAAUUGGAAUGUUAGGUUAUUAAGCUUUUUGCACUGAGAUGCAAACUAUUAUUGGUAGAUAGAUAUCUUGUGCUUUUGCUUUGUAAUGUUGUAGUGGUUUGGAAAUGGAUUCUGAAAGUCGUGGUUUACCAUCAAGUGACUAGAGACUCUUUUUGAAGCCAUCAAGUUUGGAUUUUACAUUGUUGAGAAUGUUCAUUAUAAUGCUCUAAACAGUAAACACAUCAAUUUACUAUGAAUGACAAAUGAGUAUUACUAUUAUUCACGUAAUAAACAUGUAAAAAUAAAUAAUUACAUAAAAAAUUAUCAUUGAGUUUUUUAACGAUAAUAAUUGUAUAAAAUUUCAAAAUCCAUUAUUAAAAGCCAUCUAUUUUUAUUUCUAAAGAGCAAUCAAUUGCAUCGUACAAUGAGCAUAGGAUUCCCACUAUUAUAAAUAGUUGUUGAUUGACAAGUUGAUUUACCAAUUACCAAUGAUCAUAUGAUAUAUCUUAUAAAAAGACGGCAACAUAUCAAAACAAAUUGGGAUGCAAGGAAAAAAAAAUGAUUUAGUUAGUGUACUUAACAGAUGAAAUAUGAAUGGGCUUUUUGAUUUCUUUGGGCUUAAAUAUAUUUAAUUAUAUUUACAGUACUUCAUAUUUAUAGGUUCAGAUCAAGGCCCAAUAUGUUUGGGUUCAUUAGCAUAAACAAUGUUCCGAGUUUCAAAUACGAAAUAUACAACAGUGGGUUAACAAGGGUGAGACUUAUGUAAAGUUCAUAUGGUGGAGCAUCAUGAAAUGUGAAAACAAACAGAAACUUUUAUAUUGAACAAAAAAAUUAAAUGAAUCAGUAAUGAGAUAAGCUAAGAAAUGAUAGGUUAUAUAUCAUCAAGAGAGAGAAUAACACAAGCACCAGUGGUCUAGUGGUAGAAUAGUACCCUGCCACGGUACAGACCCGGGUUCGAUUCCCGGCUGGUGCAUAUUUUUUAAUUUUAAAAUUCCUCCAGAGCUAUUUAAAACUGAAAGGUCAGCGAACUGAUACUAUUAUAUCUUUCGCCGUCAAAUUUAGUUAUUUUGUAUGCUACAUCGUAUAUCACACCAUAUCUUGAACUCAAAUAAAGAUUGAUGGCAUUCUCAAAGUCAAUGCUUAACAACAAAAUGGACCGUGUACAUCUCCUCCUCCUCCUCCUCCUCUUCGUCUCCGCCGCCGUCGCAACACGGCCAAAUAAACCUCAUGCAUUAAUCCAAACGGUGAUCAAAGACCCAAUCACCAAUCUGUACUUCACCUCCAUCGACAUAGGAACCAACAUCACCGUCUCCGUCAGCUUCGUCAUCGACCUAUCCCAACCUUACACCUGGUUAGACUGCUUCUCCGGCUACUCUUCCUCUUCUUAUACUCCGAUCGAUUUUGACUCCCCCAAAUGCAAUCUCCACAGCCCCACAAGCCCUUUCAAUGUACCCACACCAGAUUGGUGGGUCUGCUCCGGCGCCGGAGAAAAAGUCAAACCAGGAUGCUCCGACCAUUCUUGUGGGAUAAACCCGUACAACCCCGUGGAUAACACGUCACGUGCUGGAACCUUGAGCGAAGAUGUAAUGUUCUUCUACUCUACACCUGACGGCUUAAGCUUCGGAUCUCGAUUCCAGUCUCCGCCGGUGACACUCGCCUGCGUCGGCCGGAGAAGCUUCGAGGGGUUUCCUUCGGAAGCUCAGGGGUUGCUUAGUCUGUCAAGAAACGCACUUUCUCUCCCGUCGCAACUCUCUUCCAAAUUCGCGCUCUGUUUGCCUUCGAAAACAGAGGACUCUGGUUUCGGAGAUCUUUUCAUCGGCGGUGGUCCGUACUUCCUCCCGCCGUACCACGACGACGCUUCUCGUCUCUUCACCACCGUGUCGCUGAUAACUGACAAAGCCUCCGAUGAAUACUUCUUCGAGGUCAAAUCUAUCGAAAUCGAUGGAAAGGCGUUACGUUUAGAGAGUUCGAUAGUCUCUAAGCUCAGCACGGUGACUCCUUUCACCGUUUUGCACCGUUCGAUCUACGAACGUUUUGUUAAAGAGUUCAGAGGCAAGGCCAACGCGAAGAAUAUGGUCGAAGCAGAGACGGUGGUGUCUCCUUUCGAGGUAUGUUAUAGAGUGAAGAAGGGGUUUAAGAUGGAGGAUGUUCCAGUGAUUGAUCUAACGGUGGGGAGCAGUGGCGGGAGAUGGAGAAUCUACGGAUGGAAUUCGAUGGUGGUUGUGAAGGAGAAAGGUGUGAUGUGUUUGGCGUUUGUGGAAGGAGGAGAGAUGAUGGUGAUUGGAGGGUAUCAGAUGGAGGAUAACUUGGUGGAGAUUGAUCUUCAGUCAUCGAAGCUUAGUUUCACUUCUUCUCUUCGUCGACAUAACACUUCUUGUUCUCGUUUUAGACCAGUUGCAACAGAUUGGUGUCGUAAAGACACCAAUUCGUGAUGGAUCGUUCGUAUGUUGUUAAAGUGUUUUGAGAUUCUUUUGCCUUUCUUCUUGAAUCUGGCCCAAUAAGGAAACCACGAGUAUUGGUCAAGCCUAAAAUAAAAACAUUAAAGCGGAGUGAAUUUUAUUCGGGGAGAUUUGAAAUGAGUUUUUUAAUGACUUUUAAAAUGAUUUUAGAAUGAACUAAAGAAGUUAGAAUGUAAAUCGGUAUAUAAGUACUUAACUAAACUAAUAAACUUUAGGGAAAUAUCUUAAAAUCACAACAGAAAUUUAAAAUCUACUAAAAUAUAUUAAUUGGAAUUGUCUUGUCAAAUAGUAUACCAAAAAAUACUAGGUAUAUUUUAUUAUUAUGAGUAGUAAAUGAUCAGAGCUAGAAAAAUAUAUUCGUAGGAAUCCAUAUGAGAUCUUCUGUCGACAGUAGUAAUUAAAAUUCAUAUUGUGUUUAUGUAUGAUAUCUGGACCACAUGGUUCACAUGAGCGUGCAUAUAUUUUUACUAUUUAUUGUGGUUGCAAGAUGGUUAAUGUACAUAGAGUUGCUACAAAAAAUAUGAAGGAACCCAUGUGAGAUUAUCUUGCGAUCGAGGCAGUAGCAGUUAAAAUACAGAAUGCAACUAUGUAUGCGAUCAAUGAUAUCUAGGCCACAUGGUACACAUGAUAUAAUAAUUUUCUUUUAGAUCUCGUGGAAGCCAAAGCUAUAUAUCUAUUUCGGUGUGAUUUUUAAAUAGGUCAACGUUUUCGUACUAUGCAUUGUUCCAAUGCAUGAUUCGCUGCAUUUUCACUGGAAAUUUUUUUUUUUUGAAAGAAUUCACUGGAAGUUUUUAUAUGAAUAUCUCACAGUUUAAAAAUAACAUAUUAGAAAAUGUAUAAAAAAAAGAAGGAACGGCUGAGCCGCCUUUAAUUGAGAUCUAUGGAAAGGCUAUGAGUGAUGUGAGAGUUGUUUCCGUCGCUAAGGUUUGUGUAGUAGAGGCUUGUGCCUUUGUCUUUGAUCAACGUAAGUGGAUCUUUGGUUUUCAGACGCUGGCGUCGAGGGAAGUUUGUAAAGCUUGUGUAGUAGGGGCUUGUGCCUUUGUCUUUGAUCAACGUAAGUGGGUUUUUGGUAUCUAAUAAAAAAUGGGAACAAGUCGAUCAAAGAAGGGAUUGUUGUAUGGUAACUACAAUGGAAGUGAUAUUUGUAUCAUAUAAUAAUCACAAACUUUACCGUUCACGUGAAGAGUCCUUGGUAUCUUUCUAGCAAA